GUCUGCAUUUCGGCCCAAACCAGACCUUUUCUUGGGAACGCAAAGAAUCGCGGAGUUGGGAAGAAGACUCGCGUGUGUUUCAUUCAAUAUUUUCACAGUGCUCUGAAAUCGCGUGACAAAUUGAUGGAAAAAUUUUAUCACAUGUAAAAAUUUCACUGGUGUUUUCAACCUCUUAUUUCGGAUGAUGAAGAUCUUCACCUUCAAUUUAAAGUGCUCUGUUUCCAAUUGGCACAUUGAGUCACUGGCGCUCAUCUGCUGUUGUGGCAUUGUUUAAUUUUGGGUGAAGGAGUUAAUGUGCGAUUCGCGGGAAAUUAAUAUAUUGUGUUUUUUUCCACUAUCGCGCGCGCGGAGAGUUAAUGUCGAUUGAUAAGUCGAAAAAUAUAUAAUUCCAGCAAAUAGACAAAAAGUGAGAGAGAAUUAUGCAACACAAUUAAUCGUUUUGUCUGAAAUUUGUGGACGAAACAAAGAUCUUGACCAAAAAUCUUGACCAAGCGUGCCUCAAGCAGAUAUAAAGUGGAUUGUAAAAAAAAAAGAAUCUCUUUCCCUAUCACAAGCACACGCCUUUGAUAAUCUCAAGCAAAAUGUACACUGGAAUUAGUGGCGAAGCGCCGCCAGAGGAUUUUAGUGAAGAAUUUCCUGCGAUACUUCCAAUAUUGAAGCGACAAGUUCGAGGAUUUUGUGACAAAUCGACGCUGCUUAAGAGAUUUCCUGUGCUAAGUUGGCUGCCGAAAUAUCAACUGAACUAUUUGUUCUCUGACUUUGUUGCUGGACUGACUGUUGCUUUGACGGCAAUUCCACAGGGAAUAGCGUAUGCUGUUGUCGCCGGACUUGAGCCUCAAUAUGGACUCUAUUCUGGAUUUAUGGGGUGUUUUAUGUACUUCAUCUUUGGCAGCUGCAAAGAUAUUACAAUUGGUCCAACUGCCAUCAUGUCCUUGAUGGUGGCUCACUACGUCACGGCGAGUCCUGAUUAUGCAGUAUUGAGCUGCUUCUUGAGCGGCGUUGUGAUUUUCCUUCUGGGCGUGUUGAAUCUGGGCUUCCUGGUGCAAUUUAUCUCCAUUCCGGUGACGGCAGGAUUCACCUCAGCCGCCGCCAUUACGAUUGCCAGCACACAGCUGAAGUCCCUCUUCGGCUUGCCGGGUCAGGCCAACGACUUCAUCGAGGCGUGGAGCAAUUUCUUCCAUCAUAUCAGUGAUAUUAAGCUCUGGGACACACUUCUAGGCGUCUGCACUGUAGCAUUUCUCCUAGUCCUGAAGCGACUCAAUAGCAUUCAGCGCUGGCGGCUGUUCUUCAGAUACUUCUCACUGUCGAGAAAUGCCAUUGCUGUUAUCACAGGCACUGUUUUGGCGUAUCUUCUGUACAAAUAUCACGAUGACACGCCCUUCACGCUCACGGGGAAUGUGGCUUCGGGUCUGCCACCGUUCAGACCACCGCCAUUCACCACUGUUGUGGCCAACGAAACUGUCUCCUUCAGCGAAAUGAUCCACACUUUGGGCUCGGGAAUUGUGGCCAUUCCGUUGGUGUCAAUUCUCGAGAGUGUCGCAGUGGCCAAAGCCUUCUCAAAGGGAAAAACCGUGGACGCCACACAGGAGAUGAUCGCCCUUGGCAUGUGCAACAUCAUGGGCUCCUUCGUCCUCUCGAUGCCCAUCACGGGCUCCUUCACGAGGACAGCGGUGAAUAACACCAGUGGCGUUCGCACGACACUCGGCGGUGUGUUCACGGGUGUGAUAAUUCUGCUGGCUCUGGGCUUUCUCGCCCAAACCUUCUACUUCAUCCCCAAGACGACUCUCGCCGCCGUCAUCUUGGCCGCCAUGUUCUCAAUGGUGGAGUACGAGUUGCUGUUCAAGCUGUGGCGCACGCGUCGCAUUGAGGUGAUCCCCUUCAUGGUCACCCUGAUAUCCUGCCUCAUCCUCGGACUGGAGUAUGGCAUUGUCAUUGGCGUGGCGGUGAAUCUCCUCUUUGUCCUGUACACCACCGCGCGACCCGCGACGGCGCACGAUGUGCGCAAGAUCCUAGACACGGCGCUGCUGGAGAUCUCACCGGAUCAGAGUCUGGUGUUCUCCGCCGCGGAGAAUUUCAAGUACAAGGUGCUCAAGUACACACUCGAUGCACCGGACACAGUGUCCCUGAUCAUCAUCAAUGGACACUACGUGCAGAGCAUCGACGUGACUGUGGCGAUGAACCUCAACACACUGGUGGCGGAUCUCAAGAUCCUGGGCAAGGCCAUCGUGUUCUGGAACUGGCCACGGCAAGCUGUGGCGCUCGCGUGGCGCCUCAGUCCAGAAUUUGGUGUCCUGUUCAAGCGGUCAGACAAUGUGGAGGAUCUAGUCAAAUUGUGGCACCACGAGAAGCAGGACUACAUCAAUGGCGUCACGUGCAAUUGAUGUCCAGA
Phlebotomus argentipes is the source of this 2389-nucleotide messenger RNA. RefSeq names its product sodium-independent sulfate anion transporter-like. The coding region runs from base 582 to 2381 and encodes 599 amino acids. Gene Ontology annotation, cellular component: membrane. The record is from RefSeq and is a predicted model, not a curated record. The transcript has 7 exons. Lineage: Eukaryota; Metazoa; Arthropoda; Insecta; Diptera; Psychodidae. Gene Ontology annotation, molecular function: sulfate transmembrane transporter activity. Gene Ontology annotation, biological process: transmembrane transport.